UUUAUAUUUUUUGCCAUCUGUUACUCUGUAUUUAAUAUUUCUUAUAUUUCAUAUAUCUCAUUGUCUUAUUCUUCUAUAAUUGCUUCUCCAGGCAAACUACCUGAAAUUUACUGCAUCCUAAUUUCCUUUUGGAACAUCAUCUGAAAGCAAAGAUGGAAAACCACACCAGGAUAAGUGAGUUUGUUUUGGUUGGGUUCAAAUCCCACCCAGGAUCACAACUCCUUCUCUUUGUUCUCUUCUCCUCCAUGUACAUUGUCACUGUAGUGGGAAAUGUCUGCAUGAUACUCAUCAUCAGGAUGGACUCCAACCUGCACACCCCAAUGUACUUCUUCCUAGAGAACUUGUCCACCUUGGACAUCUGUUAUUCCUCUGUCAUCACUCCCAGGGCAGCACUGGCAUUCUUACUGGGCAGAAGAAGCAUUUCCUACAAUGGCUGUGCUUCACAAAUGUUCUUCUUCUCUCUUUUUGGUACAACAGAAGCCUUCUUCCUUGCUGUGAUGGCUUAUGAUCGCUUCACUGCCAUCUGCAAUCCACUGCUCUAUCAAGUCAUUAUGAGCAGAAGGCUUUGUGUUCUCAUGGUGAUGGGCUCUUACCUGUCAGGCUGCAUCAACUGCACCAUCCAGACAGGUUUCACGUUCAGUUUGUCCUUUUGUGGGCGCAGGGAAAUAAACCACUUCUUCUGUGAUGUUGCUGCAGUGAUCCAUGCCUCCUGUUCCAACACACUCGUCAAUGAGCUCGUAAUGCUGGCUGUGUGUGGAUCAAUAAUUGUGGGCACUGCCUUGGUGGUUUUUAUCUCCUAUGGUUAUAUAAUCAUCACUAUCUUCCAAAUGCCUUCAGCUGAAAGCAGGCACAAGGCCUUCUCCACCUGCUCUUCUCACAUGAUGACAAUCUGCUUGUUCUUUGGGACAGUCUUCUUCAUGUAUGCUCAGCCUGGAGCCACAUCUUCACCCAAUAAAAGCAACACCAUCUCAAUCUUCUACACUAUUGUUAUUCCCAUGCUAAACCCUUUCAUUUACACCCUCAGAAACAGGGAGGUAAAAGGGUCUCUGAAAAAGCAGUUAAAAAGGAAAGGGAUUUUUUAGCAUGUUUGCUGAGGUUGAGAAUGAAUAUAAGUGUCCAAUUUGGUACAGAAAGAUGCUUAGAAUGUAAAAUAAAGGACAUCAGGACUUGCUUUAAAGAGUCUUUUGUGUUUCUAGAUGGUCAGUUGUGGAGAGGGCCCACAGUGGGCUGAGGGUCAGAUGAAAGAGUUAACAGAAGAGAAGAAGCCAGCAGAAUUUGUAUGUUUGUGAGAAGAAGAGAAAGAAGAUAAAGGUAGAGGAAAACAAAAAAACAUCUGUGUUGCAAAAAACACCAUGGAAAACCAAGAUCUAUCUGUAUUUUGGAUUUUUGGGGAUACUUUCUCAAAACAGUGCUUCCACCAAUGGACUUGAGGGCUGGUGUGGUGAUGGGCAACGAGAUGGGGUGCACUGUGGGGUCAGGAGGGUAUAAAAAUGCUAUGUAUGGGCACAAUAAAGGCUUGGACAAAGUUUCUUACAGAUCUGCUUUGUGCUGUGUCUGCUCUAACAGUGACAGUCAGUAAAAGCAGGAAAUAUAAACAAAUCUACAAGAAUCUAGUCAUUGUUAUUUCAACUAAACAAUUUUUGAUAGAAUGUAGGAUAUCCUUCAAUGGACAAUAUGGUUGAUUAUCAUGAAAUUAUUUCAUAAGUUUACAUCUAUUACUUAAAUCAUUUACACUUACACAUCAAACCAGAAUAAAAGUAAGAAUUUAAAAAUAAGGUCAAUUACAUAAGCCAAGACCACACAUCUGUUUAAUGGCUGACCACAGUGACACACAAUUCUGACAUUUUGUUUUGCAUUAUUGUGAACAAAAGUGUCUCUUUUUUUCUUAUUCUUGUCUGGCUAGCUUUAUUCCUUUUCUAGAGCAGAUGAAAGUCUGGUUUCAUUAACCAUAAUUAGACAUUUACAAUGCAUCUGACCUGUAAUUUAGAGGCCUUUUAUAGCCAUUCAAAAGAUACUAGAAUUUUAAAGCCAUAAUUAAUGCUAUUGGAUCAGACAGUUUGAUGAGUAUCUAAGUGUACUGAACAUCUAAAAUAGAACACAAAACUCAGACUCAUGCAGUACCUCAUUUCUGUGCAUUGGAACACAGCCAGUUCAGGUGGAGGCAUUCUCACUGUACACAUCCACAGCUAAUUUAAGUCAGACAAGAGUGAACUAGAAGAUUUAAUUGUCUGUAGUAUUUCUAAUUUUGUCUUUCUAGGAAGUUCUAUCCAGUGAAACACCAUGAGACAGAGGGUUGUGGGGGGAGAGGGGGGAAAUACAAGUUUGAGACAUAUCCAAAAGUCCCUUACAACUCUUUUUUUGGACAGUUUACACUGUAGUACCUACUAGGCUGUCCUGAGGUACAGCCUUCUGCCCUUUAUGGAGGAGUUCAAAGGAGAAUGUGCAUUCAGCACCUUCAGCUCACCAUCAUGACCUAUCCAACAGAGGCUUAGCAGACCACACUGUGUUUGGAGAGCAGCUCCAGCUCACACCUUUCCAACAGCAUGUGCCACACAGAAAACACCUGCUCAUCUCCACCUUUCAUCCUGUGAAGCACAGAGACACAUCUUCCUGUGCAAAUAACUCUUUAAGUCUCAAAUUUCCAAGCUGGCUCCUCCUAAAAAGCCCAUUUCUCCCUUGCUUAACCACAGGACAUAGCACUUUUAUGGAGCUGGUGGAGAGAGGGACAAGGAGAGCUGCUGCUGCUUAGUGAAGCAAGGGAGACACCACUCCUGGAAGUGCUCAGAAAGAGCUUGGACACGGCACUCGGUGCAAAGAUUUAGCUCACACGGUGAUGUUCAGUCAAACACAAAGAUCCUGGAGGUCUUUUCCAACCUUG
Messenger RNA from Cyanistes caeruleus (blue tit), 2878 nucleotides. RefSeq names its product olfactory receptor OR9H1-like. Gene Ontology annotation, molecular function: olfactory receptor activity; G protein-coupled receptor activity. NCBI's taxonomy places the organism in Eukaryota, Metazoa, Chordata, Aves, Passeriformes, Paridae. The record is from RefSeq and is a predicted model, not a curated record. Gene Ontology annotation, cellular component: membrane. Gene Ontology annotation, biological process: G protein-coupled receptor signaling pathway.